This is a messenger RNA of Cladocopium goreaui, 762 nucleotides long. The record is from the annotation of a GenBank genome assembly. NCBI's taxonomy places the organism in Eukaryota, Dinophyceae, Suessiales, Symbiodiniaceae.
GCAGGUCUUUUUUCACACCGACGCAGCUCAAAGCGUUGGCAAGGUGCCGGUUGAUGUUAAGAAGGUUGGCGCAGCGCUGAUGUCAAUCUCAGCUCACAAGAUGUACGGCCCAAAGGGUAUCGGUGCUUUGUACGUUCGACGGAAGCCACGAGUGCGCCUUCGCCCCGUGAUCGACGGCGGGGGCCAGGAGAGAGGCAUGCGCAGUGGAACUCUAGCAACUCCACCGAUCGUCGGAUUUGGAGCAGCAGCUGAGGUCUGCAUGCAAGAGAUGGACAAUGACAUUCGCCAUGUGCAGAAGCUGUACAAACGAAUGCACGAUCAGAUCACCGACCAGCUGCCUCAGAUUACCCUCAAUGGAUCGCCAUCGCAGAGGUGGCCUGGCAACGUGAAUUUGUCCUUUGCAUGUGUUGAAGGUGAGAGCCUUCUGAUGUCCCUUGCCAAGACGACUGCAGUGUCGAGUGGCUCCGCUUGUACGAGUGCAUCACUCGAGCCGUCGUAUGUGCUUCGUGCAAUUGGUGUCUCUGAAGACCUGGCGCAUACGUCUUUGCGCUUUGGGAUUGGCCGCUUCACCACAGAAGCAGAGGUGGACAAGACCGUGAACGAAGUUGUUAGAGAGGUGCGAAGAUUGCGGGACAUGAGUCCUCUUUGGGAGCUUGAGCUUGAGGCUCUGAAGACAGGCGGACAGAAGCAAGCCGUGACUUGGUCAUGAUUUUCUGAGCAGCUACUGUGCCAAGGCAUUUUAGUUCAUCAUGUGUACGAUAC